Messenger RNA from Bursaphelenchus xylophilus (pine wood nematode), 583 nucleotides. The record is from the annotation of a GenBank genome assembly. Lineage: Eukaryota; Metazoa; Nematoda; Chromadorea; Rhabditida; Aphelenchoididae.
AUGGCCGCCAGAAAAGGAAAGACCAAGGAAGAGCAGCCGUCUUUGGCCCUCGGACCUCAAGCUCGUGAAGGAGAAAACGUUUUCGGAGUUGCUCACAUCUAUGCUUCCUUUAACGACACCUUCGUUCACAUUACCGACUUGUCUGGACGUGAAACCAUCGUCAAAGUUACUGGUGGUAUGAAGGUAAAGGCCGACAGAGAUGAAGCUUCUCCUUACGCCGCCAUGCUGGCUGCUCAGGAUGUCGCUGAACGCUGCAAACAGGUAAAUAUUUCUCAUUUUUGUCUCUGUUUAGAAUCAGUCGAUUUGAAAAAAAUACUGCGAAAGCUUUAUGCGUUCCUGUUGUUUAAAAUUUCAAUACAAUUUUCGUCCCAUUUCGACAUUCUUUUAGCUCGGAAUCACUGCCCUUCACAUUAAACUGAGAGCUACUGGCGGAACCAAGACUAAGACUCCAGGGCCUGGAUCCCAAUCUGCACUCCGUGCCUUGGCUCGAUCUGGAAUGAAGAUUGGUCGUAUUGAAGAUGUCACUCCAAUCCCAACUGACCGCACACGCAGAAAGGGUGGACGUCGUGGUCGUCGAUUGUAA